Neurospora tetraspora is the source of this 798-nucleotide messenger RNA. Its product is annotated as ATPase, V0 complex, subunit E1/e2. Gene Ontology annotation, cellular component: vacuolar proton-transporting V-type ATPase, V0 domain. Bases 163 to 390 code for a protein of 75 amino acids. Gene Ontology annotation, molecular function: proton-transporting ATPase activity, rotational mechanism. Lineage: Eukaryota; Fungi; Ascomycota; Sordariomycetes; Sordariales; Sordariaceae. Gene Ontology annotation, biological process: vacuolar acidification; proton transmembrane transport. The record is from RefSeq and is a predicted model, not a curated record. The transcript has 3 exons.
UGAAUCCGCCAACGACAUCAUCCACGAUCGGACCAGGUACCCCAACAACAACAACGACAACAAGGGCGAACCAUCACGAAUCCGCUCGAUCUUCUAGCCCCCAUAUUUACAAUUAUCGUGCCUGCGUCGUAUAAAAAGAACAGUUAACCAAUAUCUGGGAAGAUGGCGAACGGAUGGAGCAUUAUCAUCGGCCUGGUGGUUGUCGCCGGCAUGUGCGUGGCCGCCUGGAUCUUUUCGCCCAAGGGUGAGAACCAAGUACUAUGGCGAUCGUCCCUCAUCCUCGCCUUCGUCAGCUGUUAUCUCAUGUGGGCUAUCACCUUCCUUGCGCAACUACAUCCCCUCAUCGAACCCAGACGCUCCGAUUUGCGCAAAGAAUACAUUCACCACUGAAACGAGAAAUGAUGGCGGCAACGACAAUGACGAACACGACAAGAAGAAGCUUGACGAGAGCCGAGAAACCGAGGCGAGAAAGACACUCAUGUCUGGCAUACGCUGGGCAAUAAUGACCAGAGAAAGAGAAGAAGAAGGAUGGGAGCGGCAGUUCCGGUAGACGAGACCUGGACUGUUGUGGCAUUGCUAAGGUUGUAUGAAUACCCCAACCAACACUUAUACACAUAUCGGAGAAGGCGGGCAUGGCGUUAUUGGGCGGAAUAUGCAACUUUCAAAAACUGGUGCAUUAUCAGAAACAUUGGGAGAGAGGGCCCUGAUGAGUUAGCCUUUAAGACGGCAGGCGCUAUGCGGUCCGUCACCAUUGACAACGAGGAGAUAGGGCCAAUAAUGAGAUUCAUUCAAUACAAA